This is a messenger RNA of Triticum aestivum (bread wheat), 912 nucleotides long. Its product is annotated as membrane protein PM19L-like. Lineage: Eukaryota; Viridiplantae; Streptophyta; Magnoliopsida; Poales; Poaceae. The record is from RefSeq and is a predicted model, not a curated record. Bases 94 to 621 code for a protein of 175 amino acids. The transcript has a single exon.
CCCACAGCUAAGCUUCCGCCACCCAACUCUUCCGUCCAUCCAAAAGACGUACGGCACGUGCAAGUUCGAUCGAAGAAGGAAAGCAUCGAAUCAAUGGCGGGCGUGAGCCGGAGCAUGGUGGCGCCGCUGCUGGUGCUGAACCUGGUGAUGUACGUCGUCGUCAUCGGCCUCGCCAGCUGGAACCUCAACCACUUCAUCAACGGCACCACCAACUACGCCGGCGUGGCCGGCAACGGCGCCACCUUCUACUUCCUCCUCUUCGCCAUCCUCGCCGGCGUGGUGGGAGCCGCCUCCAAGCUCGCCGGCGUGCACCACGUCAGGACCUGGCGCGGGGACAGCCUCGCCACCAGCGCCUCCUCCGCGCUCGUGGCCUGGGCCAUCACGGCGCUCGCCUUCGGGCUCGCGUGCAAGGAGAUCCACGUCGGCGGUCACCGCGGCUGGCGCCUCCGGGUGCUCGAGGCCUUCAUCAUCAUACUCGCCUUCACCCAGCUGCUCUACGUCAUGGCGCUCCACGCCGGGCUCUUCGGCAACCAGUUCGGCGACGGGUACGGCGCGGAGCACCAGUACGGCGACCACCAUCACAAGGGCAUGGGCACCGGCGCCCCCGCCGCCAGGGUCUGACCGUCUUUGAGCUUUUACUUUGCUUAAUUUCUUGAUGGGCAAAUGAACAAGAUGUAUGUAUGUAUCAAUGUAUGCGUGCGUGUGUGUGUUGUGUGAGUGAUGUAGCUAGCAUGUAUGCAUACAUAGUGUCUGUGCAUGUGCUGCCGUUGUUUUUUCAUGGACUGUAGGUACAUGUACUAGUUCUGGUCCUGUUUAAUUUCCAUCUAGUAUCUUUUUUUUUGACACAGUACUUCCUGUGCAUGUGCUGCCGUUUGUCUUUGGAAAGACUGUACGUACAUGUACUUCUGGCCC